CUAUGGGGCCUGCCCUACCUGCCUGCUUCCGGCUACUCCCGAACUUCCCGAUGCCGGCAUUGUAGCAUGCUAUGUUCUACACGCGCUUCCUCGUGGAUGACCAGUUGUCCUGGUGAUAUGUUUCACGAGCAGCCCCUCCUAUUUUUCACGACUGCUACUGUUGGUGCAAUCGGAGGGUGUAGAGGGAGUGCGCUCGGUGUUGUGGAGGACGAGACGGGAGUCAGUGGCACUCGGUUGCGAAUUAGGACGUGUUUUGCAGCAGGACCAGCGUGCGAAAGAUUCUGCCCGAACUUUUCUUCGUUCCUUGUCGUUCCAAGAGCAAGCAGUAUCUGUAAGGUACGUCAAGGAAAACAUUAUCUGGGAACUUUAGAAGACAAUUUACUGUUCGUGUAGCUCGGUGAUCACUGCUAAGGAAGCUCUUCGGGGUACAAAAAAGUGAAUAAGCCGCACAAAAUGUUUCGCAUGGAGUUUAGGGGGGAAAUUAUUGACUCGGAGUCGGAAGACGAUGAGCCUUCCACGACAUAUGUUAAAAACGAGAAUGGAGGCGUGAAGUUUGAGAGCGAGAAAAACAGGCACAAGAUUGCGGAUGAUGAGGAGGAUCCUCCAAGAUGUUUCGAAGGUCGAGUGGGAACACUUGGGCAACUCCAGCGGGUCUCGAUAUCCAACGAGGUCGAGCACAGUGUAUCACGUCAGUCUCCUGUAAACACCUCUAGUUCCACACUGAACUCCAGCGGUUCGGUGUCGAAGAACUGGGUCGAGGCUGAUUUGAUUGACCUCGGAUCCCCUAAGGCAGAAGCAGCGUUGCAAUCUGCCGAACCCCAACCUGCCCAAACCAGUACUGUCAAUUUGAAGGUGAUGAGGAAGACCGUGAAACCAUUAGCAUUGUCGGUAAACGUAACUCACCAACCUAGCGGAAAACGUAUAGAUAACGAUGCGUUCGUCACGUUUCUAGAGCACCAACCUAGACAGGAUGUUGGACUCCGGGACUUGCUCACAGACGGCGUUGACAAAGUGGAGGCACCAUCUAGAUUAUCCCGGAGUGGUGAAAGUCCCAGGUUAGGGGUGAGGUCUAGUUCAGUGCAAAGCUCUCGCAGCAACUCUUGGAGCGACUCGUCGGAUGCGGAGGUUAACGCCUCUCACAGGAAUGUUAAAGACUCAAGGGAGAGAGGGAGCCCUGCUGCAAGAGCCUUCAAAAAGCUCAUAAAUAAGAACAAAUCCGGAGCACCGGACGCUAAAUUCGUCAAGCCGUGGGAGGAGCCGUUGCUUGCUGUGCACGAGCAAGUGAAGUUGCAACGGAAGGCGGCCAAGUUGGAAGCCAAAAGGGUUGCGGAGGAGUCCGAAAGGGUUGCGGAGGAGGCCAAGAAAGAGGCUGAAAACGCGAAGCGCGAGCUUCUCAACCUUGCGAACCCUGUACCUGAAUCUACACUGAGGAAUCAGUCGGAGCAUCAUAACAGGCGCAUAGGACUACACAGACUGUUCAGCGGAAUGCAUUCCAACUCACCGUCACCAAAGGAAAGUUUUGUAGCUGUAGAUGCUCGAGAGUCAAAAUUGGUGAUGCCAAGAGCCAGUCUGUUUGAAACAUGCAGUAGUCCAUCCUCCACAGAUGUAGCACUAGCCUACAUCAGAUCCGGAACCCGACCAGUUGCAAGACAAGAUAUCCACUUCGCAACAGUUGAAUCAAAUCAACGUGAUGUGGAGGCAUGGACGAUGGAACAGUACAUGGCAAAGAAUGCUAGGCUCGAGGAGUGGAAAUCUAGGGAUGACGACGAGGAGUUCGGAGGAAUUGAGGGCAACCAGCUGAUGAACCGGUUCGACGACCACGAUGUCACAAACAAUUACGACAGCGACAGUGACUGAGAGACCUGUGAACCUGCUGUGUUUGUUUGCACAUCAUAUGCCGACCGAGGUUUUCGACAUGAAUGUCUCAAUACAGCAUCGUCGAUUGACUAGGUAUAUGGCUACAAACAUGCCUGCUGGUACCAAUUCAUGAAGACCUGGACAUGGAAUAGCCUUCAGUUCUGUACAUUAUAUUCACUGCAAGGACGAAGAAACUGAUUCAAGGAGUCUCGCUUUCAUCCUAUCUGUGUGGCAUUGUUUUGUUCACAUUGUCUGUUUGAUAGGAUUGACAUCUGGCUAGCUAGGACUUUAGGAGUUAUAACAUUAGUAUGCUCCAGAAAUAGCACCCAUUCUCGCUUCUUGUUUUUUUCUUUUUGGAUAUCCAGAGCAGUUGGAGAGCAACUGCUGCUGUCCUUUUCAUGUUGGAUGACGGUCGCGUACUUGGCUGUAAUUGCCUCGAAUCGCCCGGAAUAAAAGGUCCUUCAAUGUCUUCGUAAAGAAAA
Physcomitrium patens is the source of this 2339-nucleotide messenger RNA. Lineage: Eukaryota; Viridiplantae; Streptophyta; Bryopsida; Funariales; Funariaceae. The record is from RefSeq and is a predicted model, not a curated record.